Molecule: messenger RNA, 1811 nt
Organism: Cottoperca gobio
Lineage: Eukaryota; Metazoa; Chordata; Actinopteri; Perciformes; Bovichtidae
Product: B-cell receptor CD22-like
Exons: 10
Coding region: 124-1473 (449 amino acids)
Source: RefSeq, a predicted model, not a curated record
CGAUAAUAAGAGAGGAAACAGAGAGUGGACAUUCUCCCACUUCUGCUUUCCACUCCACAAAAUCAAAUCCCCAGGACUGUACAAUGUAAGAAGCCAGCUUGCUUUGGUUGGUUGGUUUUAACAAUGGAGAGUUUGAUUCUGAUUAUUCUGAUAAUAAUACCAGGUUCCUGGAGUGGAAACUGGAGGGUGACCUCCGGAGAUCAGUGUGCUUUAAAAGGGUCAUCAGUAGUUAUUAAGUGCGAGUAUGACUAUCCUUUAGAUCACAUGGUCACUGCAGUCGGCUGGUCUAAAACCCUGUAUGUAUCUGGCAAGCGGAGACGGUUUUUACUCUCACGCCUCCCUUCACCACCAGAACACUUUGUAUAUGUGGGGGACCGCUGGAGUGACUGCAGUCUGCAGAUCAAUGAUGUACAACACAUUGAUAAAGGAGCAUACUUUUUUACUUUUGAGACAACACUCAACACAUGGACAAGUAAAGCAUCUGCUCGUUUGUCCGUAAGAGAGUUGACCACAGUUGUAGAGCCAAGCACUGUAACGGAGGGAGAUAAUGUCCGUCUGACCUGUGUGUCAGGUUGCCCUACACCUAUAAACAUUGUGUGGUUCAGAGAUGGACAGCGUGUAUCUAAUUCCGUCUUCCAGGCCGGGAGAGAGGAUGCUGGGAGUUACUACUGCGCCGCCCUGGGACAAGAGACGGUUAGAUCUGCCUCGGUGGCUCUGAAUGUUCAAUACCUUCCAGAGAACAUUUCAAUUUCAAUGGACCCGCCACAUGUUGUUGAGGGCAGCAGUGUGAAUCUGACCUGCAGCAGUGCUGCUAACCCUGCAGCACACAGCUACACCUGGUACAGCCAGGGUAUUGCUUCCAGUGUCAGCUCCAUGCUCCAGGUGGGAUCAGGACAGGUGCUGUCUCUCCCUUCUGUAGACGCGUCCCACACUGGACUCUACCUCUGCCAGGCCGCAAACCAACUAGGGGAAAACAACUCAACUGAGGUGCUGCUCGUCAUAAAGAGAAAGAAUCCUGACGGCCUGUCCCUCCUAAUCUUGGCUGGAAUCGGCCUCUCUGUUUUGGUGACGCUUGUGUUGACUCUUCUUUUGUUCUGGCUGAAACAGAGGACCCGUGCAGAAAAUAAAGCUGUGUAUGACUCCAGGCUCAGUGGGAGAGGCUUGAGCUCUUUAGAUCCAUCAGACAGUGUUAACGCCAACAUCUACAUGUUGCCACCUUCUACUCCAUCUUCUCCUCCACCUGUCACCGCUACUCAGGACAGCGCUCCUCAUUCACAGAGGAAGUCACACCACGAACAUGAUGACCCCCCAGCCUAUGAAGAUGAGGUUACCUACUCAACAGUGACCAUUACACCCAGAAACCCCAGUCUUCCACAUCACAUGAACAACAGCAGAGUGCUGCGUGACUCCUGGUCCAAAGCUGGAGAAAAUGACGACUCAGUGAUCUACGCUUCGGUGGCUAAAUCCAGCUGAGUGACUUUGAACACGUUCACUCCUUUGAGUGCGGUUUCAUCAUCAAGCAUGUUGUCCUGUGGCGUCUUACUCUUAGAAUAGUUUUGAAAAGUUCAAAGCUCAGUCCCUCAGGAGGGUUGAAAAGAGCAUCUCUUGUAUUUAUAUUCAUUUAUAUUACUGUUUAUAAAGGCUUUUUUCUUCUAGUUUGUACAGUAAUACUUGCUGAAUACCAGUGUUGAAUAUUUUGUAUAUACUAAAGGGAUGGUUGGAGAAAGAUUUCUGUUUUCUCAUAUUCUGUAGUGUCUAAUUAUUUGUUACUGCAGUCUGUUCAGUAAAUAUUAAAGAUUUAUAAAGAAAGA